This is a messenger RNA of Acanthoscelides obtectus, 3047 nucleotides long. Lineage: Eukaryota; Metazoa; Arthropoda; Insecta; Coleoptera; Chrysomelidae. The record is from the annotation of a GenBank genome assembly.
GAUAGAUCUGAAAAAUUGAUGGGCUCAAAACUUAAAUUUAUGGUUGUGUUUUUUUUUAUAGGUUGUAUUCAUGGGCGAUGAUACUUGGGCAAAUCUUUAUCCAAACAGAUUUAUGAGAAAUUACCCAUAUCCAUCAUUUAAUGUUUGGGAUUUGGAUACUGUUGAUAAUGGAGUAAGAGAGACAUUAUACCCAGAAUUGAAUAAAACUGAUUGGAGCUUGUUAAUAGGGCAUUUUUUGGGUGUAGAUCACUGUGGUCACCGUUAUGGCCCAAAUCACCCUGAAAUGGCUAGAAAAUUGGGAGAAAUUAACUCGGUUAUUGAGAAGGUGACACAGCAGAUGCAAGAUGACAUGGUAUUAUUUGUGAUUGGAGACCAUGGUAUGACGUCUACAGGUGACCAUGGUGGAGAGAGCCCUGAUGAAGUAACAGCAGGAUUAUUUGUGUACUCUAACCAACCUUUAUCAAUGAUUCAUGACCAAGUAGAAUCUGUCAAACAAAUUGAUCUAAUACCCACCUUAGCCACCAUUUUGGGCAUUCCCAUUCCCUUUCAAAAUUUGGGAAUCCUUAUUCCUAAUUGCUUACCACAAAAAAGUAUUGGUGUUGACAGUUGGAAAGUUCACCUCUUCUCCUUAUGGUCUAAUGCCCAGCAGAUAGUUCAUUAUAUCAAAGAAUAUUCUCAAAAGGAGGGCACUUUUAGUAAGGAAUCGUUAGAGAAAUUCUAUCGGGAAUAUUCUUCACUCAGCACUAAAAUCCAUUCAAUAGACAACCAGCAUGAUUUUAUGCAAUUUGCUGAAGAGCUCGAAGGGUUUUUGAAGGAUCUGCGAGAGAUGUGUGAGAAAGUUUGGAUACAAUUUGAACCAUUCUCUAUGGCGCGAGGCCUACUGUUUCUGUUCCUAUCAGUAUUCUGUGUUUUUCUUAUUACUGAUGGCAUACCAUUGGACGCCCUUUCGGAAGUGAUUGUAAGCCCAUUUUUGAUAUGUUCUUACAUUGUAUGCUUUUUAGCUGCCGCCUUCUCAGGCGUACUUUAUUUUUUAGAAGUGACUGAUAACUGGUUAUCUUCAAUGUUCUUUUGUACUUGCCUUGUGUCUCAAGCUAUGCUAGCUGUGCCUAUAAUCCAAAAUUGGGGAGAUAUAUGCCUUAAUUGGUACUCCAAAAGCAAAAAAGAAAGAUUUAUGAGCCUAUUAUGUCGCCUAAUGUUAGUUUUGAAUAUCUGUGGUGUAUUUUCGAAUAGCUACAUCAUUGAAGAGUCAUUUGUUUUACUAUUCUUGUCUGUUACAAUAAUUCUCGCUUGUACUUUGGGUAUAAUUUCUCCAAAACUCAAAAUAGAAGCCAAGAAGAAGAGCUACAUUGCUAAGUUUUUCAAAUGGUCGAAAUUGAAAUUCGUCCUUCUGUCUUUGACCAUCGCAGCACUUGUUAGGGCCUCAAUGUAUUUUUGGAGAUGUAGGGAGGAGCAGCAAUGGUGUUUUGCGACUCAUUCUGAAGUAAGCAGGAUUACGGCAAAAAUGGAAACGACAAAAUUGCAGUGGGCUAUCACAAUAAUUUGUCUUGGGGCGUUCAUCUUCAGUACAAAAGAAUGGUUGAAGAACUGUGGAAAUUUGAAUGGGUAUUCUUUGACUGUGGGUCUGUACAAGUUUGUUCCAACAGUCCUUGUAGUGUGUAUUGGCGGGUACUGGGUGCUCAGAAGAUCACCAUCUAGCAGAAGGGUGAAUAUGAAGACUACAAACAUUUUGGCAUGGGCCAUUUAUAGCCUUAUUGUUUGUGGAAUAGGCUCCUGCAUUUUACAACCGAUAUGUACUUAUGUCAUACCAGGAAAACAAUCUACAUCUAGCAAAGAAAACCUCAUACCGAAGCUCUUCAACAAGAUCAAAGGUUCAUUGACAGACAAAGAAGAAGACAUACCAGUAAUCUGUGGACUAGGCACAGUGUACAGUUCAGUCUACGUAAUGAUUGGGACAUACUUGACCUUGCUGUUCACGUUACUAUUGGGAGAUGCAGUUGCUCCUGCCGCUGUGAUCAUGUUUCUCACAGCAGCUUUUGUUCUGAUCAUAACGUCUGUGAUCAGGAUCGAGAAGGCUGAAACCAUGGACCAACUUUUUGACGUACCCAACGUAUCCAUUCUGAUCUGGAUCAUCAUGUCCCAAUACUUCUUCUACGCCACUGGCCACCAACCUACCUUUCCAAAUAUAGCCUGGGAAGCAGCUUUCGUUGGAACCACGGGAAUCUUCUCAAACAACAUCAUUCCCGGGACGCUGAUCAUCGUAAACACCUUCUGUUCCCAUAUUCUGAUGGGAUUGCUUCUACCGUUGGUGCUGAUCGCUCCGUUCAUGGUAUUUGUCAUGAUCCCAUCCGUUGUGGGAAAGAAGAUGGAGUUUCAGUCUGCUGUCGCUAGAGGGGAGGUCAUCCUGUUUGAAAAUGACAGUUUGAUGGUCACCUCGAUGUUUGUUGUCGCUUGCAAGUACAUCUUGGGGCAUGCGAUCAGGGUGUUUGCCAGCAUGUUGUCAGCUACAAUCCAUUGCCGGCAUUUGAUGGUCUGGAACAUUUUCGCUCCAAAACUCAUCUUUGAAUCAAUUGGAAUGCUCGUAACGUUAGCUUCAGUUGUGAUCGGUUUUAUAAUUUUAAUUAGGGUCAAUAAAAAAGUGGAGAGACUUAUAGUCUAUCUUAAUAAGAUGAGUUGAUCCUGAGGCAUAGGUUAUGGUAGGUGUUAACAAAACUAGCAUAAUAUUUGCAUUAAGAUUGUUCAAACAACAAAAUUUGUUGCCUCAGCAGUAGAAAGAUGUAUAUAUGGUAUGUUCACAGAAAAUAGUAUUCAUUUAUUGUUAAAUCAAAUGAAGCUAGUCAUAAAAGUUAACUAUCGGCCAGUGUAUUUGAAAACAUUUAUUUAAUGUUUUCCUUUUUUUAUAAAAACGUGUUGUCCUUCUGUUUCAUAAAUCGUAAACCACGUUGUUACUCUUUUAUACAACUUCUAUGUUAGACGAAUAUAUUUGUACAGUAUUGUAAUCCACAUAAUAAUUUGAAAAUAAAAUUGGAGUGUUGAUAUAAGCUAAGAUA